This is a messenger RNA of Sphenostylis stenocarpa, 282 nucleotides long. The record is from the annotation of a GenBank genome assembly. NCBI's taxonomy places the organism in Eukaryota, Viridiplantae, Streptophyta, Magnoliopsida, Fabales, Fabaceae.
AUGGUUGUAUGUGGAACUUGGUGCCUCGUGGUUCUCCUCCGUUGUGUGGUCGUCGAGCUGUGGUGGUGCUACUAUGGUGUUUGUGUACUCAUGCUGAUGCUUCUCCAUAGUGUUGAUCGUCGAGGUGAGUUAAGGGUGGUGUUGGUGUUGGUCCGUAGUGUUGGUGUUGUUGAUUUGUGUUGGUUCAUGGUGUUGUUCCACGUGUUGGUGGCGUUGAUGAUGAGUUGGGUGGUGGCAGUGGUGGGUGGUGCUAGUACUUUGGUGGUGUGGGUCGAUUUCUAG